AUGUCUCAGCUUCUCACCCGUCUCUCUAAGCUCUCUUCCCGGAACAACAAUGUUUGCAUCCGCAAGUGCGUUCGUUUGUUCUCAAGCGGCCCGUACUUGACACUUGGUACUAGGGUUCAAAAAGUUUUACCGAGCGGCAGCAAAACUGGAGAUGUUCUCUUGUUUGACCCGGUCAAAGAACAGACAGUACGCUCAUGGCUCCUACUCAUCGGUGUUAAAUGGAAUUGA
Molecule: messenger RNA, 228 nt
Organism: Eruca vesicaria subsp. sativa (arugula)
Lineage: Eukaryota; Viridiplantae; Streptophyta; Magnoliopsida; Brassicales; Brassicaceae
Source: the annotation of a GenBank genome assembly